Messenger RNA from Penicillium salamii, 2679 nucleotides. The record is from the annotation of a GenBank genome assembly. Lineage: Eukaryota; Fungi; Ascomycota; Eurotiomycetes; Eurotiales; Aspergillaceae.
AUGCUAUCGCGUGGCCGCCCGUGUCUGAGAAGGCGCCUGUCGGCCGCCUUCGACCCUGCCGCGACUCGCCUCGAUGGCCCCCUGCCGUUCCUCUAUCCUCGCUGGGCGACGCCUGCUUUACGGCAACGACGACCGAUCUCCUUCAAGGCAAUUGAAACCACAAUAUGUCGGUCUUCCUCAGCGCCGUCUCGUCCACUGAUUCCCUCUUGUCCUUCCUUCGCCCGACACUCGUGCAGAUGGAUCUCUGACGCCUCUGACCGGGGUACAGCGCCAAUUCCAACAUCUUCAUCUGCAAAUACUGUAUUAUCCGACCAAAAUGAAAAAAGAGAUGCGGCUGAUUCCAUUGAGGGGUUGGAAAGGGAUGGCGAUAUAUUCGACACCGAAGUCGGGCGUGCUCCAAGACCAACAGAACUAACAGAAUCUGCCAAAAAGAAGGCGAGGGCUAAGAGAGUACAGAUGGGUUUAAAGGGCAAUCGCCCCUCGGGCGAAAACAAGCCCGGCCAAAAGCCACAACGCGUUUUGAUGAAUUCAGAACGUGACGAAACUAAGAUGCGGGCUCGGCAAUAUAUGCAGAAACAAUAUGCGAACAAGGGAAAAAAAUACGUCGCCAAAGCUUGGAAAGAUACGCAAGAUGUGUUGUAUGAUAUCGAACGCAAAGUCAAGCGGAAAAAUCAGUCUCCGCCGAACCAGAAGGAGAUAUUUGUUUCUGAGGAAGUCCUUCAGCGUUUUGCAGGCGUGAACGAGUACACCUUACGGGAAAAUAUCUGGUAUAUGCUGGUCAACAAUGGAUGUCGGGUGCAAGUCCUGCCUGUCAGCGAAAACCAAGGCGUCCUGCGCAGAGUUGUUCUGUCUGGCACAGAGCGUGCCCAGGAGUUGGUUCAACAGCGGUUUGCUCGCACCAAGAGCGUGCAAGAGAGUGGUGAUCCACUCGAUAAAAAACGCAAACUCCAAUUCCCUAUCUGCACUACCCCGACAGCUUUUCACAAGUCGGGUUCGAAGCCGCCAUUGUUUCGAGGCAUCUGGGCCACUGACCCCACUGAUGAACCUCGGACAUUUGACGAAAUCAUGGAGGCUCAUACCGAAAUCAGAACGGUGAAAGAUCUCACCGAGCACAUUGAGGACGUCACAACCGCAAAGCUCCCACCACACUCUCAGAAGAAGCACCCCGAAUCGCGAAUAAAACAGUCAUACCGGAUCGCAAAGCAUAUUAUGAUCACAUUCGAGAAGAACCAAAAGCACCUAUCCGCUGCUGCUUUGCACCUCGCACUGAAGUUCUUAUUAGCUCAUAUGCAUCUUGUAGAUGCGCAAACCUUGGCUUCACGGUCAGUGUCGGUUGCCACGCGGGACACAUAUCACAUCAUGAUGAAGCAUGCCGCGGACACUCAAGAUAUCAUUGAUUUCCGUAACCUUGUGCGAGCAAUGGGUCGCGCCAAUAUCAGCCCAAACGCAGAGACGAGGCUCAUCCUGCUUGGCGCCCUGACCGAACCCACCGAGAAGGCUCAACUGAUUGCACACAUGGUACAACAGGGAGACAUGUCUGACUUAAGUGUCACCCGUUCAGCACUCCAACAGACCAUCCAGAAUUCGCUUCUGGUGCAUAUGAAUAGUGGGAAGCCUCUCGACUCCUACCUUGACCUCCUGCUCAAUACCCACGGAGCCAAUUGGUUUUCCCCUCCUUUGAUGGGCCAGAUGUUCGAGGUUCUCAGCCGGUUGAAGAAACAUGAUGCUAUAGCACAACUGUGUGAAUUCUGCAUCGACAGAAGAAUACAGCUUGAUGAUGUUUCGCUCAUCGGCAUUAUCUUGGCCCAUCGGUCCAAUGUCUUCACCGCUAUUCAUCUCAUUCUUCCAUUCCUUGAACAGCAGGCAUCCCUUGAUCAGGAUGCCACUCCAUCAGCAAAUCUCUUGGGGAAUCUGUUCUUGACCUCAUUCCAGGGCCGCCAUUACAAUAUUUGCCGGGUCUUGUGGCAGUACGCGUGUCUCUCCGAUAGGACGACCUACAAAAUGAAACAGUGUGUCUUGGUUGGGCUGAGCACCAAUGUUUCUGACAAGAAAUUUGAACCCCGCCGAAUCUGGGACACCGACAGUGGCAAAGUCAUCAUUGGUUAUGACUUCCACCAUGGAGCUUCCACUCUGGAUUCUUCCAUCAUGAAUGACAUCCCCGAAGCUCGCCGUGACAACCUUCUACUCUUCAUCACUGAGAACAUACCCGCAGGCAUUGAACGGCAUAGUCAAGUCCGUCUCGCCAACGCCCUUGUUCAACGCGAUAUGAAGCUUCAUAAACGCUACAAACCCGAACACCCUCUUCGAAUCAUGUUGGAUGCAGCAGCGCACAUGGACUCUGAAUGGCAUGAUGUCCCGCACCCCUUGGAGUGGAAGAUGAACAACGCCAUCAACAUCCCUCUUGCCGAGAAGGAGGAACAACCCCCUCGAUUACUUGUGCAAGAAUAUCCCGACGCCCAAGAAGUAUUCCAACGACUCAUGGAGGAUCGUUCUCGAUUACCUGAUGUGCUAGAAGAGCUCUCCCGCGAGGAAUUAUCCCAACUAUUUAAGGAUCCUGUUCCAUUGCCUGAUGUUCCAGAAGAGCUCGACGACGAACUACCCCAACGACCCAAGAAGGGUCGUUCUCAAUCACCUGAUGUGCGAAAAGAGCCCUCAGUCAAAGAAAUAUUCGGGCGAUAG